CCGUCACCUCUUUCUCUCUCAUCCCUACUAUAAAUACGCCCAUGCAAAUUGAAAACCAAAGGUCCCUCCCCACAUUCCAUGCCGUAUCCUCUCUCUCUUCACCACAAAUACGCCGCUUGUUCCGCUACCCAAAAUCCCGGCCUCCGGAAAAUCAAUCCUAGCUGACGGGAAACUGCCCAUCUUCUCAUAACGCGCCAUGUCCGACCAAAUCAGCCCCACUUUCUCCACGGAAAACCACUCGAGCGAAACCCUGACCGACGACUCCUUCCCCAGAGACAACCGGAAAACCGCUUUCCCCCUCAAACUCUUUGGCUUCCAGGUCACUGAAUCCGACGAAGAGUCGUCGGCUAACUUCAGGCAAGCGGUCCCAGUCAAUGAAACGGCGGUUUCCGUCAGGGAAAUGGCGGUUUCCGUCAGAGAGGAUAAUAGCCGGAAAUACGAGUGUCAGUUUUGUUGCCGUGAAUUCGCGAACUCUCAGGCGUUAGGAGGACACCAAAACGCUCACAAAAAGGAGAGGCAGCAACAAAAGAAGGCUCAGCUACGGCAGCGGGCCCCACUUUUCUCAUCCAACGGCCAGAUUUUCUCGGGAACCGCGAUGUACGGCCUACAGAGGUUUCCAGGCUCGCAGUUGUUGAGCCCCCAUGCCGGUCGAACCGCUUUUUCUGGACCGGUUCACGCGGGUGCGCCGCCCGUUCUUAUGCCGAGGCCACCGUUGUGGGGGUUUUAUGGGGAAGGCAUGGGGUUCUCCGGAACCGGUUCAGAUGCUUUUCUGGCCGGUUCGGGGGUUUCAGGGGGUGUAGGACCGGGUUUUACUGCCCAGAUGUCUGAUUCGGAUUCGGGGGUCGAUUUGCAUUUGAGUCUGGCACCGGCCGGUCCGUGAGGGUUUUGUAUAGAGGAAAAAAUGCCUAUGAAUUUGAGAUUUAUGGGUUUAAUUUUCGGUUUGGUGUUGUGAUUAUAUCUGGGAUUUUUUAUUUAUUUUAUUUUUGUUAUUCCAUGUAAGGGUAGACAUUUACGCCAUCUGCUAAAACCUGGUGUUUUAAAUUUUGGAUCGAAAUCCGGAUGAGAGUACCGAGCCGGAUCUAAAAUAACCUUUUUUU
Molecule: messenger RNA, 1097 nt
Organism: Amborella trichopoda
Lineage: Eukaryota; Viridiplantae; Streptophyta; Magnoliopsida; Amborellales; Amborellaceae
Product: zinc finger protein GIS3
Biological process (GO): gibberellic acid mediated signaling pathway; trichome differentiation; cytokinin-activated signaling pathway
Cellular component (GO): nucleus
Molecular function (GO): transcription cis-regulatory region binding; DNA-binding transcription factor activity
Source: RefSeq, a predicted model, not a curated record